UAGAAGAGUCUGUCCUCAGCUCAUCAAUUAUUUCUAAUCUCUUCCACUUCAUUUGUGAGACAGACUUUAUCCAUUAAUUAUCUGGACGGGUCCCGGGCGGAAAAAGCACAUUUUCCUCUGUUUCAGCACUCGGCCUUGUCAGCUCUGAAAUGAAAUACCUUUUGUUGCAUGGAAAUACAGUUCAAAGUCUGCGGAUACGUGGCCAGUUCAUCCACUUCACCAAGGACACGAGUCUAAAUGUUACAGUAUUCACUUGUUGAAAACAAGUUGAGUUGAAGACGCGGUCACGCUGCUCCCGAACGCGCUCGGCGCUCAUUAGUGAGGACACACUCUGUAAUCGCGGUGACGACGCAGCAUUUGCUCCCGGCUUCGUCAGACGUUUGUACGGAUUCACGGACCCGCGGGCCACAUCUGGAGCCCGGCAGCGGCUUCCUGCAGCCACGUCCAGCGGAGCCGGAGGAAAGAAUGACGGCGGCCGAUGCCGGAGCCAGGACGCGCUCUGCUUCUUGUCCAUGUCACAUGUUGGUGUGGACUCAGCAGCUCAGCGCUUCCUAAUGAAUUUAACAAAAAUUUGGGGAUUUGUGUGAUUUUUGCACCAUAUUGUCAUUCUCAUCUGUGGCAAGAACUUGACUACACAUUACUAUCGAAUGCUGGACAUCAGAUGUAAUAUUGAAUGCACUGUGUUGCAAUGCUGGGCGGAGGUUUCACACUCUGACUGAUCCCAGUCUUUCAGGGAGAACAGAUUCUGUUUCAUCACUCCCGUCUCAGCUGACCCGAAGCCCAACAGCUUCAACCGUUCCCCUGACGCUGCUUCUAUUUAAUGAGCUUUGAUCUUUUAAAGCAUGUCGCCUGUUUGUUCUGCAGCGAUAAAAAAACAAAAAAAAAACCAGUUCACUCCCAAGAAGCCUUGGCCGGAUUAGAAGAAAACAACUGGUGCCGUGUGGAUUCAGGAUAGAUGGACGGGUGACGUAACGUCAUCAAAAGCAGCUCUGGCGUCUGCACAGCUUUCAUCUCAGCCCUGGAUCAUAAAUCCGUCCUCAUUUGGGCCACGAUAAUGGCAGCUGUUGAGCAACGAGCAGACACUUUCACAGGCAUCUGUGCGAAACGAGCGAAAGAAACAGACCAGCGUCUCAUAGACCUCUGCGGGGCCUCAGCGGCAGCGUCUAAUCCCCUCGCUGUGACUCUCACAUGAUGCUGAAAUCGCCCGGGGGCCGAGCGCUGCAGCCGCUCCGCCUCAGCCUCACGUGCUCUGCUCCGACCGGAGCAAUGCGGCACCGCUGGUCCACGGAGCGGCUGCAGGCGCCAUGAGGAGCUGCUCGGUGCCGGGCAGAUUCCCUCGGCUGUGGCCGAGGAGGAUUGACGCGCAGCACGAGUCCAGCCCGCUCCUUCCCAAGGCAGGUUCUGCGAAGGAGGGUGCUGCGGAACUGGCCAGCGUGUCCAGUGACUUCCAUCGAACCGGGUCCAACUAUGGGCAGAAGGGGUCGGAGGUUCUGUUUGGGGGGACCCGGCGCCGCUACAGCUUCUCCCUGAUCGACUACCUCCUCAAAUAUUUCCUGGUUCUGUGCACUCUGUUGUUCACGGUCCUGGGCCUGCUGGUUCUCGGCCUGGGGAUGUGGGGCCUCAUCAGCAAAGAGUCGUUCGCCCGGGAGAAGAUAGGCAGCAUCGGUACUGACCCGAUGCUGGCGCUGCUGGCCCUGGGCCUGCUGCUGGCGCUGCUGUGCCUGUCCGGCUGCGUGGGGGCCCUGCGCGACAACUGCUGCCUGCUGAGGCUCUUCUCCGCUCUCGUGCUGGCGCUCGUCGCGGCCGAGGUGCUGGCGGCCAUCUUGGCCUACGGCCUGCGGGCCCAGAUAGGAACCUACCUGCGCGCGGGCAUGAUAGCGGCCAUGACGCGCUACCAGGACGACCUGGACCUGAGGUUCAUCACGGAUGAGAUCCAGACCAGCCUGCAGUGCUGCGGCGCCGACACCUACCGCGACUGGGAGGUCAACGUGUACUACAACUGCUCGGCCCCGGGGGUUCUGGCGUGCGGCGUGCCCGCCACCUGCUGCGUGGACCCGCUGGAGAACGGCACCGUGUGGAACUCGCAGUGCGGCGUCGGGGCCCGGCUCCUGGACGAGUUCAGCGCUCAGAGCGUCAUCUUCCUGGGCGGCUGCCUGGGCGGGAUCUCCCGCUGGAUCGAGCAGCACCAGAACCUGAUGGGAACGGUGGCCCUCGUGGUUCUGGGAGUCCAGAUUCUGACUCUGUUCAUAACUUCGCGCCUGCUGGACAGCAUCCAGUGGCGCAGGUUGGUUUAUAGCAUGGAGAGUUGAAAAGAGUAGCUUUAACAGGCUCUGCGUCCGGCCUGUAGAGAACAGACUCCAGAACCAUAUGAAAAAAAGUCUAAAGGCUCAGAUCGCACCAACAUAAUCAUUAUCAUAAAUAAUGCAAUUCCAUCAAAAUGUAUUUCUGUUCUAGCUGUCAU
This is a messenger RNA of Betta splendens (Siamese fighting fish), 2461 nucleotides long. It is a transcript of the gene tspan10, whose product is annotated as tetraspanin-10. The transcript is spliced from 3 exons. NCBI's taxonomy places the organism in Eukaryota, Metazoa, Chordata, Actinopteri, Anabantiformes, Osphronemidae. Gene Ontology annotation, cellular component: membrane. The record is from RefSeq and is a predicted model, not a curated record. The coding region runs from base 1305 to 2309 and encodes 334 amino acids.